Molecule: messenger RNA, 1650 nt
Organism: Juglans regia (Persian walnut)
Lineage: Eukaryota; Viridiplantae; Streptophyta; Magnoliopsida; Fagales; Juglandaceae
Product: TMV resistance protein N-like
Exons: 6
Coding region: 1-1650 (549 amino acids)
Biological process (GO): defense response
Molecular function (GO): ADP binding
Source: RefSeq, a predicted model, not a curated record
AUGAUACUUCAAGGAUUGAGUCGUAACUUUUCAACUCUUUCCAAGGACCUUGUUGGAAUAGAAUCCCGUGUGGAGGAAAUGAUGAACAUACUUGGUAUUGGAGGGGGUAAGACAACUUUGGCAGAAGUCAUUUAUGAUAGAAUAUCUUACCAAUUUGAAGCUAGCAACUUUAUUGCAUGUAUUAGAGAAGAAACUAGAAAUCGUGGUUUAGUUUCUUUACAAAAACAACUUCUUUCUAAGCUCUUCAUGGAAAGGGCAAUACAUAUAUGGGACGAUUGUGAGGGAAUGAAUAUGAUACAGAAUAGACUAUGUUAUGAAAAAGUAUUUUUAGUCCUUGAUGAUGUGGACAGAGAAGAACAUCUAACAACAUUAGCAGGGAGCCGUGAUUGGUUUGGUCUGGGGCCUAGAAUCAUUUUAACGAGCAUAGAUAACCAUUUAUUAAAAAGACAUGGAGUGAAUUAUAUCUAUAUGGUUAAUGAGUUGAAUAAUGAUGAAGCAUUGCAGCUCUUUAGUUUGGCAGCUUUCAAGAAACCCCAUCCUGAAGAAAAUUAUGUUGAUUUAUCCAAAGGCUUUGUGAAAUAUGCUCAAGGCCUUCCUUUAGCUCUCAAAGUUUUAGGGUCCUCCUUGUUUGGUAGAGGAACAAAUGCACGGAAAGGUGCUUGGGAUCAACUGAAAGCAAUUCCUAAUAAGGGAAUUUUAGAUACACUUCAAGUCUUAGAUAACAUUUUGAUGGAUAUAUUAGAAAGUUUUGGUUACUACCCAUACCUCAAUAUUGAUAUUCUCAUGGAGAAAUGUCUUAUAACCAUCUCAUCUAAAAGGUUGAGGAUGCAUGAUUUGCUACAAAAAACUGGUCAAGAAAUAAUUUAUGAUGAAUUCCCUAAAGAGCCUGGCCGGCGUAGUAGAUUGUGGCAUUAUAAGGAUGUCCUUCACAUGUUGAAGAAUAAUACUGGAACUGACGUGAUUGAAGGCAUAGUGCUAAACUUACCUAAUCAAAAUGAGGAACGAUUAUGUAGUUUUGGGAGUUUGAAACUCUUUUAUCUUAGCGGCUCUCAAAACUUGUUGGAGACACUAGACUUCACUGGAGUCCCAAGUCUUGAGACACUAGACCUUGAAGGUUGUACAAGCUUAUCUAAGGACAUGAAUGGUGAGGGGUAUCUCGAACAAUUGUAUAAAGGUGGAACUGCUAUCAAAUUCACUAAGUUUUUCGCAGUGCCAGAGUUUGGCUCAAAUGAUGCUUGCUCUACGCAAGAAAUGUUUAUGACCAAUGAUGACUCUAUUGCAGCCUUCUAUAUUGGUUUUGAUGACAGAGUCUACUACAUUAGAUGCUUGAAUCAUGAAGAAAGUAAUUUGCAAACAAAAGGCUAUGACGUUGAAAAUAAUUGUUUUAAUCCCAAGGUAAUGUCUGGACCUUCCUUGGGAGCUGAAAUUCAAGAGUAUUUCAACAUGAGAAGUUAUGGUUCUCGUGUAACACUUCAAAUCCAUCCAAACUUAGAUAAUAAUAGUAAGUGGGAGGGAUAUAUUCAUUGUACUUUUUAUGAAGUUGAUGAUGAGGUAGAGAAUUCAGAUCCAAGGAUUUUCAAGGGCAAUCAUCCUGAUCACGGCCAGUUUGUUGAGUUUGUUUAUCAUUUUGAGACUAAUGAAGGUCCCUAA